GCUCCUCUGUUCCUAAUUGGUUCUAGUUUCUCCGCCCGCCAGACGUCUUCUCCACUCAGCACAAGUUUUACAAAGGCGUAUAUAGGAGGAACCGGGACACUAAAUGAACACAGCCCUGAUUGGGCACCUUUGGACCUUAUUUGCAUGGGCAAGCUGGAUUGGCUGACUUCUUGGGUGGCCAGGGCGGUGUUGGUUCCGCGCGUGACCACCCACAGCUAUGGCCGUGGCGCCCAAUUUCCGGAUGCCUACGGGAAGGAGCUCUUUGACAAGGCCAACAAGCACCACUUUUUGCACAGCCUGGCCCUGCUAGGGGUGCCCUAUUGCAGAAAACCCCUCUGGGCAGGAUUACUGCUAGCUUCUGGAACUACCUUAUUCUGUACCAGCUUUUACUACCAGGCUCUGAGUGGAGACACUAGCAUCCAGACCGCGGGUCCUGUCGGAGGGAGCUUGAUGAUCUUGGGCUGGCUUGCCUUGGCUUUGUGAGGUCUCCUGUUUAGUUGUCCUGUCCUGGACUUUCUGUGUAACUGGGGAGGAGGGGUAAAGCAGAAAAGAAAUUAAAAGAAAAUGGCAAUAAAAAAAUUAAGAACUUU
Alexandromys fortis (reed vole) is the source of this 590-nucleotide messenger RNA. It is a transcript of the gene Tmem256, whose product is annotated as transmembrane protein 256. The record is from RefSeq and is a predicted model, not a curated record. The transcript has 4 exons. Lineage: Eukaryota; Metazoa; Chordata; Mammalia; Rodentia; Cricetidae. The coding region runs from base 145 to 483 and encodes 112 amino acids. Gene Ontology annotation, cellular component: membrane.